AUCGAUCAGUUAUGUAAUGUCUCCAAUCGUGCCAGUCACGUGCGUGCUUGGAAGGUAGGGGGCGAAUAUUAAAAUGACGCCCCGCGCGGGCCGUGCUUGUCUCGCAGUGUGGCUGCACCAGUUCAGGGAGUGAAGAAUGCAGCCUAUAUUCAGCAGGAACGGGAAAGAGACGCCAGAGCCAGUGAAAGCCACAAUUACGGGCACUCUCCCUGCCUGGCUACAAGGCACCCUGUUGCGCAAUGGGCCAGGCAUGUUCUCUGUGGGAGAGACCUCCUACAACCACUGGUUCGAUGGGAUGUCCCUAAUUCACAGCUUCACUUUCAAAGAUGGUGAAGUUUAUUACAGAAGUAAAUUCCUCCGCAGUGAUACGUACAAGAAGAACAUUAAAGCUGACAGGAUAGUGGUGUCUGAAUUUGGAACCAUGGCUUACCCAGAUCCCUGCAAAAGCAUCUUCACAAAAGUGUUCUCCUAUCUCUCCAACACAAUACCAGACUUUACAGAUAACUGCCUCAUUAAUAUUGUCAAUUACGGUGGGGAUUUUUAUGCUACAACAGAAACAAACUACCUUCACAAAAUUGAUCCCUACACCCUUGAGACAAUUGAGAAGGAGGACUACAGGAAGUACAUUGCUGUGAAUCUGGCUACAUCUCACCCACAUUAUGACAAAGAAGGAAACACAUACAACAUGGGCACAACUAUUGUUAACUUUGGAAAACCCAAAUAUACUAUCUUCAAAGUCCCCUCUCAGGCUGCAGAUAAUGCGAAUCCUGGUCUGAGGAACCUUGAGUCCCUGUGUUCUGUGCCUUGUCGCUCUGCACUUUACCCCAGCUACUUCCACAGCUUUGGAAUGACCGAGAAUUAUAUCAUCUUUAUCGAGCAGCCUUUCAAACUAGACAUCCUAAAGCUGGCCACUGCCUACUACAGAGGAGUCAACUGGGCCGGCUGUCUCAAGUUCGAAGCCAAUGACGUUACUCUGAUCCAUGUGAUUGAUAGGAAGACCCAGAAGACUUUGUCAAGUAAAUUCUAUGCUGAUGCAUUGGUGGUCUUUCAUCACGUCAAUGCAUAUGAGGAAAAAGAACAUAUUGUUUUUGAUAUCAUCGCAUACAAAGAUAGCAGUCUGUAUGAUAUGUUCUACUUGGCUAACUUGCAGCAGGAGUCAGAAACAUUUAUUGAGAAACACAAGCUUUCAUCUCCUCCUGUCUGUAAGCGGUUUGUUCUUCCCCUGGGUUCUGACCAGGACGCUCCUGCUGACAAAAACCUUGUUAAUCUCCUCAACACCACAGCCACUGCAGUGAAGCAAAAGGAUGGUUCUGUGUACUGCAGUCCUGAAGAAAUAUGUGAAGGAGUGGAACUACCAAGAAUUAACUAUGAAUCCAAUUGUAGGAAAUAUCGCUAUUUCUAUGCCACCAGGGUGGAGUGGAAGCCAUUUCCAACAAAGGUAGCUAAAGUAGAUGUUGCCACAAAAACAAUGCUAGAGUGGGAAGAGGAAGAUUGCUGGCCAGCCGAGCCUGUUUUUGUCCCCUCGCCAAAUGCAGUGGAGGAAGAUGACGGCAUCAUUUUAUCCUCCAUCAUUUCAACAGAUCCACAAAAGCCACCGUUUUUGCUCAUACUGAACGCAAAGGAUUUCCAAGAGAUCGCACGUGCCUCUGUCAACACCACUGUUCACCUGGACCUACACGGCCACUUCAUCCCACAGCAGGCUGAAGAGCAAGUCAGGAAGCAUGUCGGCUUCAACUCGCAGUGCUAGUCACAGGGCUGGGCCCAUCACACUCGGAAAUAUAAGAUAAGAUCACUUGAUUGGCCAUUUCUUGCAUUAGGAAUUCAUAUUUCCCAUAUUUCUCCAUGACAC
Messenger RNA from Lepisosteus oculatus (spotted gar), 1849 nucleotides. RefSeq names its product beta-carotene oxygenase 1, like (gene bco1l). Gene Ontology annotation, biological process: carotene catabolic process; retinal metabolic process. Lineage: Eukaryota; Metazoa; Chordata; Actinopteri; Semionotiformes; Lepisosteidae. The record is from RefSeq and is a predicted model, not a curated record. Gene Ontology annotation, molecular function: beta-carotene 15,15'-dioxygenase activity; carotenoid dioxygenase activity.